Messenger RNA from Danaus chrysippus (African queen), 468 nucleotides. The record is from the annotation of a GenBank genome assembly. Lineage: Eukaryota; Metazoa; Arthropoda; Insecta; Lepidoptera; Nymphalidae.
AUGGUACGGGGGCGGUCCGAAAGGGGUGGCCGAGUACAUAUUCAUCUUGUUAGGUAUGCGCUUGGAUGCGCCGGCUUCGGCAAACACAAUAAGAGCCUUCUUUACCCCUCUCUACAGAGUGGGGUACACUCCCACAUCCCCCUAUGUCCUUCUACCUACAGUCCCCCUACGCUUAUGGAAAACUUAUUAGAGCACGGCCCGUCGGGGAAUCCUUUUUCCUUCGGUAAAUAUUUGAGAGAGAAAUUAAAAUUUGACAGCGAACGUUCUUACCGAGGACGGUCUAUUCUAUAUGCUCAUCGGAUGUGUGGUGUGUGUCGAUACGAUUAUGAAUGCGCGGUAGGAGGCUGCUCCCUGCCCAGCUUCCUCGGAGGCGGUGGGAGGAAGCCCGCUCUGGGAGAAUCAAUAAAAAUACGCGAGGAAAGCGUUGAUUAUACAACGGGAAUUCGUACGAAACAGCUCUUUCAAUAA